AUGGCUGCGGAUGCAAUGCUGCACGUCGUGCCUUCUGUGACAGGGCUUGGUGAAGUUUGGAUGCGCCACGUCUCCGCACAGGCUAUAUCGAGCAUCAGCUUGGGGACGCAGAACCAACGAGGCGACCAGGGCAGGCAUGAACACGACUCCGGGAAGCGCAAUGCCACCAGCUGGAAGGCACUGCCCUGGCACGAGGAUGGUGAAUGGUGGUCGAACGGUCUCGCUCGGAGGAAUUGA
This is a messenger RNA of Parastagonospora nodorum SN15, 237 nucleotides long. RefSeq lists its product as hypothetical. Bases 1 to 237 code for a protein of 78 amino acids. Lineage: Eukaryota; Fungi; Ascomycota; Dothideomycetes; Pleosporales; Phaeosphaeriaceae. The transcript is spliced from 2 exons. The record is from RefSeq and is a predicted model, not a curated record.